Molecule: messenger RNA, 932 nt
Organism: Brassica oleracea var. oleracea
Lineage: Eukaryota; Viridiplantae; Streptophyta; Magnoliopsida; Brassicales; Brassicaceae
Exons: 1
Coding region: 120-770 (216 amino acids)
Biological process (GO): endomembrane system organization
Source: RefSeq, a predicted model, not a curated record
CAAACCAUUUUUCAACACUAAUAACCUCACGUUGUCUUAAACUUAGUCUGUAUAUAAUACGCUCAUAAUCAUUCAUUAACUCUCCACGCAAACAAGAAAAAACGAAAGAGAGAAAAAACAUGUCAUCUUCUUCUUCUCUGACGCAGAGAAACCCAACUAUUUCGCAAGAGCCAUCAGACUCCCCUCCUCCUCCACAGCUAAGGAGACAACCUUCGAUAUCUCAACAUGCCGUGUCACAGACGCUGACGUCAGUUGCAAACUUAGCCAACCUCCUCCCGACAGGAACGCUACUAGCUUUCCAGUUCCUCAUUCCCGUCUUCACAUCAAACGGCUCGUGCGAGUACUCCACGCGCGUUUUAACCGCAGUGCUCUUAACGCUCCUCUCCAUCUCAUGCUUCCUCAGCUCGUUCACGGACAGCGUCAAGGCUGAAGACGGUAACGUGUACUACGGGUUUGCGACUCGUAAAGGUAUGUGGGUUUUUGACUACCCUGACCCGUCCGGUGUGGGUUUGCCCGAUCUAAGCAAAUACCAGAUCCGGAUCGUCGACUGGAUCCAUGCAGUUCUGUCUGUGCUUGUGUUUGGUGCGGUGGCUUUGAGGGAGAGAAAUGCUGUGAGCUGUUUUUAUCCUGCGCCUGAGCAAGGAACCAAGAAGGUUUUGGAUAUUGUUCCGAUGGGUGUUGGAGUUAUUUGCGGUUUGUUGUUCUUGGUUUUUCCGGCGAGACGACAUGGCAUCGGUUAUCCGGUCACCGGAAACGGAGGUCGCCGUUAGAUCCUUUAUAUUUUUAAUUUCCAAGUGCGUUUAAACAAUUGAUUCAUAUAAUUAUGUGCAAAGGUGGUUGGCUUAUAUUCUUUUUUUUUUGUAAUCAUUUUGUGUUUGUAUCUAUCUGUGUUCCUUCUCAUCUACUUCCUGUAAUUGAUUAUAAGUUUUAUC